AUGGAAGAACAUCUUAAUGAUUAUCUUGUAAUCUAUGAUCUUCUUCCUACAUUCACAGCUCUAGAUGUCUUACGUGUUUUUGAACGUUAUGGGAAAAUUCUUCACUUUAUGUUUAUUGGAAAAAAUAUUCAUGUAGGGAGAGCAUUUCUUCUCUACGAAGAUAGGACAGUAAAUAAUGCAGUUUUGUCUGAUUCAGGAUAUUUUCACGUAAAUAAACCAGAAUUUGAAAAAAUGAUUUCUUCAAUUAAAAUAAAAACAUCAACAGUACUCGUAACUCCUAUCUCUGACAAAGAAAUGUUCCUUUUGCGCAGAAAGUUAAGAUCAACAAGAAACAAACACUUAUUAAAUAUCGGAAAUAUCACUGAUGAUAGCAUUUAUCCGCGUGAAACACAGCGCAGAAUAGACAUAAUUAAUGAAAGGAAUAGAUUAUUCUAUGGAGAUGCAAAAUUAAUUGUUUCUUCGAAAACUUUACAUUUUUAUAAUUCUCCUCAAACGCUGCAAAUGGGUGUUUUGCGAAGAACAAUUGUUGAAGCAAUUAGAAAUUAUGUUCUUGAGAACCCAAAUGAUGAUAUUUCUAAGCAAAUUAACACAGAUUGUAUCAGAAUAACAAAAUUAGUUAAAAAUGAAGAUGGAUCUUUAUCAAUAGCAUUUACUCAUAAUGCAUAUGCAAUGGCUGCUUUAAAGAUGUUGAAUGGAAAUUACAAUUUUGCUUCAAAUUUCACUCCUAUUAUUCAUUUUGAAUUAAAAGAAGGAAAAGAAAGUACUCAAACACAAAUCCCAGCGAACCCUAACAUAGAAGACUUACACGGAGAUGAUUUGCCCGAUAUUCCAUUAUUUGGAUAA
Molecule: messenger RNA, 843 nt
Organism: Trichomonas vaginalis G3
Lineage: Eukaryota; Parabasalia; Trichomonadida; Trichomonadidae
Exons: 1
Coding region: 1-843 (280 amino acids)
Source: RefSeq, a predicted model, not a curated record